Peromyscus eremicus (cactus mouse) is the source of this 781-nucleotide messenger RNA. It is a transcript of the gene Spmip2, whose product is annotated as sperm microtubule inner protein 2. NCBI's taxonomy places the organism in Eukaryota, Metazoa, Chordata, Mammalia, Rodentia, Cricetidae. The coding region runs from base 11 to 598 and encodes 195 amino acids. The record is from RefSeq and is a predicted model, not a curated record. The transcript is spliced from 5 exons.
CAUCCUCAGCAUGGCUGUAUCAUACCGGGAGCCGCUCUCUGAGACGGUGGGAAAGCGCAUGGUCGUCACAGGUCCAGACUACAUAAAAGAUCACUUGGCUAAAGUUCACCAGCAUACCACCUAUAUAGGAGAAAAGCGCCCAGCAUUAGAGAAAACCGGAGAUCUUAAGUAUUUAUGGAGAUCUGCCCUAAACCGAAGCCUACCAGCAAAAUAUAAACAUGAGUAUGUUGGUGAAGUUGGAUGGGGGAUACCAGAGUACAGUUUCAUCAACAGAUCAAGACUGGAGAGUGGCUUUCACAUCAAGGCUGGAGAACUAAGUCGUUGGCAGACUGACAAACUAAGCCACCGUUAUCAAAACCCAUGGCAACCGAGGCCUUCAGUCCUGGAUAAGCAGAGAGGAUACAGUCGUGGUUUUCUUGCCUGGAAUAUGAGUGAUUACGAAGACUCCGAACAGAGACACUCCAAAAGGGCUCUUCUUGUUCGAGAGAGUAAGUCACCAAGGCCCGUUCUGCCCAUCAAGCUGCCCAAGCUGCCAAGGAAGGAAGAGAAGAAAAGGAAACUCAAGCCCCAGAGUAAGAAAAAAUCAGAGUGCUUCUAGGAGAAAAGAAGAUCAUAAUAGCCCUGAGUACUUCUGCUACCCCUGGGGACAGACAUCCUGCAAGAGCAUGCUUCAGUUAAGGGCCAAAUAAAGACUUCUAUGAAAGGCAUUGCCAGUUUUUACACCAUCAACAUUGUCUGUCACUGACACAUUCCAAUAAAUACCUGUUCACUGGUGUUCCAA